UGCAAAGAUAGAUCAAUUCUAAAAUCUCUGAUGUGUGCAUGUUUCAAAAAGUCUGAGGUUCUUUUGCAGUUUGUGAUAACAAAGCUUCUCAUGAGUCUGCAUGCUUUGCAUUAAUCAGCUUCUUAUAUUGCUUUGUGUUAAUUUGGAUAAUGCUGAUGUAAGUUGCAGAGGGAUCUUUUUCCACCAAUAAAUCCCAAGGUUUUGACCAGAGUUAAGUAAAUAAACCCUGGAGGCAAAUUGUUUGUUACAGUGUAUAUUUUUCCAGUUAACAUGCACUAACAAUAGCAUCAGCUGUCUGCUUUAAAAAUAACAGCAAAAUAUUUAAACUUCCCUGUUGGAAAACACUUAUUUCAAUACAUUGUCCUCAUUUGUUAAACGGGUUACUUAAAGACAUGUUGACAUACAUGCUGACUCUGGGUGAAAACACAUGGGGUGCCCUGUGAUCCUUUUCAAACCUGUUCUGUUCUGAUAAAACGAUCCACAGCUGAAGUCCAGUAAUCUGCUCUGUUUCUGCUCAUUUGAGCACGACACGUCCAAAGUAUGGUAAUGCAACCAUUACUGUGAUGGUCAGGUGUGUUCCUUUUUAAGGCUUGGAUAUGGCCUUGGGCUGCUAAAAUGUUUAGAUCUGGUGCAGAAGGUCCAGAUAAAUAUCCUUGAAGAUUAUUUCUCAGCAGAUUCAACUUAACAAACUACCCAACCAGAGGCAGAAAAGAUCAGGAUGAUGUAGAGCAUCAUUUCUUGAUUUGAUAACCAGUUGAUGAAAUUAGUCCUCCUAACAUGUUUGUGUGAAAGAAACAUUUCAAACAUUCUUUGUCAUUUUAAUGUUUUCCAGUUCAACCAAGUUUCUCCAGUAACUAAAAAUGAUCCAGGCUAUAACAAAAGCCCCUCUGCUGACGACAGAGUUCAUGUCCUGGUCUGUGUGGUGUCUGCCAACACUCCACAGAUUAAAUCAUCAGUUCUGGAGAAGAUGAAAAGCGUCAGAGAAACAGCCAGUGAACUGGGAAUUCCUCAAAUGGCCAUGAUGACCCACAUUGAUGAUGCAUGUGGUGAAAUUGAGAAAGACCUGAAAACUGUGUACAAGAGCAAAUACCUGAGGAAAAAGAUAAAGGACUUCAGUGCAGCAGUGGGAAUCCCCAUCAACUGCAUCUUUCCUGUGAAGAACUACAGUGAAGAAAUCGACUUAAACGAUGACGUUGACUUUCUGGUCCUGAGCGCCUUGAAGAAAAUGGUCGACUUUGGAGACGACUUCAUCGAGAAAAACUGUUGAGAUUUGAAGGAAACACUAAAGGUGGAGGCAUUCAGUUACAUGUAAAAACAGUUAAAGCUUGAAUAUAUGUUGUUUCAGUAAAAUAAAAUAAAAAACACUAAAAUAUUUGUACGCGUUAGGUGGCAGUAUGUGUAAUUUACAUUGCUUUACAACAACUGAUUCGUACAAAAUAAAACUUUGAAGGAUUUCAAAACAAUUCUUUAACAAUCCUGACAUAACAUCAUGAAGCAAUAACAUUUUUAGACGUGAGAGAUAUUUUCAAUUUUCUAACACACUAAGGAUAUUUGAACCAAUAUCAAUGUAGAAAGCAGAGCAGCAAGAUAAAUAACAUAUAUUGUGGAUGUUGGGGAUCAGUUUAAUUUUUGGGUGAUUUGUUCAAAGUUUAUGUUUUCCUGGUAAGGUGUCAUUAAAUAAACUAUUUAUCCUA
Girardinichthys multiradiatus is the source of this 1694-nucleotide messenger RNA. Its product is annotated as interferon-induced protein 44-like. Bases 758 to 1267 code for a protein of 169 amino acids. Lineage: Eukaryota; Metazoa; Chordata; Actinopteri; Cyprinodontiformes; Goodeidae. The transcript is spliced from 3 exons. The record is from RefSeq and is a predicted model, not a curated record.